CAAUGUCGACGGUGUGCACCGAACCAAAGCCGCCUGUAUACCGACAUUUCCCGCUCCAGGCGCUUCUGGAGCGUAUCAGGGAUUUCCCGUUUUUGUACGACAGAAGGUGUCCAGAAUACAGGGACACUGCCCUAAAAGACGACAGACUGAAAAUCAUUGCCGCUGAGUUCGGCAUAACCGACGAAGAGUGCAAGAAAAAAUGGCGGAACGCACGGGACCGCUGCAUGAAAAUUCGCCAGAAACUGGACGCCGCAAGACGCAGCGGUUGUGGAGGAAAAGACGUCAGAAGGCCCUACUGGUGCCACUACAGUCUGUUGGAUUCCAUGCUGGAAGACACCAGCCCAGCGCACCUCACAAAUUCGUCCCACAAUUCAAGUACACCAACGAUCACAAAUGCAUGGACCAUCCAUAUGGACACUGACGGUGUCCCAGAAGUCAUUGAAGGCGCAAGCAAUAGCACGACUGGACGAAGCACUGGCAGCGCUAGCUGUGAUGACGAUGAAAACUAUGAUAUCAAGCCGACAGAAAUCCUUCGUCAUGUGUAUUCUGAGGAAGUUCCAGAGACAGAGGGACAGCCUUGCAAGUUCGAUGGAGGUCACAGCCGUGAAGAUGCAGAAAUAGGGGAAACCUUCAACGGCAACGCCUGUCACGGGGAUCAGCCACGUGCAAGGGCGGCACCCAGAAGGAAAAGGCCAACGGUUGAUCCUAGUCCGAGGAGCAAGAGGCGUAGCUGUGAACCCCCAGACACCGAUCCCCUGGCCCGGUCGGUGAAAGACGCGUUAGAGAGGUGUUCGGCCGCACUGAGCGGGCUGCCCGACCGGCCCGGGCACGAGCGGGACGACUACUGCGACAUCGAGGCCACCUGGAUCGCCUCCAAGUUGAAGAUCUUCCCCCGGAGCCACCGGUGCAGAGUGGCACACAAGAUCCACUGCAUUAUACACGAGGAGGAAAUGAAGCUGUACGAAUGACCCUGCAAGUACCUUCAUGUCCCUGCAGAAGCGUUCUCGCUAGAAAGGCCAACGAACAAACGUUGCGAGGUAAAAAAUCUGGCUCCGCCACGUUCGGCACCGUCUAAGCGCAGCCUAUGCUACGAUUCGACGGUGCCAUUCGAGCUGCUUCGAAACUGUGUCGUCGCUGCGCUUGUCGUAUUUGUGUGUCUGCUACAACCGGCUAAAACAGUCGCGUGUAGAAAAAAGCGCAAACUUGCGGCACGUUCGCCGUGCGCGAUUGGUUCGCCUUGCGACAGCAAACGCACAAAGGCGGCGAGCGACGCGACGACGCGGUUUUGGUGCCGUCGGAUAGUCAUGUCGGCUGUGCUUUGACUUGGUGUGAAACAGAGUACAAAAGUGCACUCUUCUGCAAGAACUAAAAAAUGACAGACGUGGCUGUGUGUGCUCUCCAGCCUAAGCGCAGUAGAUAGGAAGGAGUAGAAAUGGAAGCAAGGGGCCUUAGGCUUAAGCCCCCGUCAGCAUGCCUGCUUGUCCAUUCGUUAUUUGCCUACUGUGAAAAGUGGUAGUGCCAUCCAUAGGGCUAUUAUAAUGCAUGUUAGAGGUUCAAAAGGCGCUAGUGUGCUGUGGCAAAUUGAAGCAGACGGCAACCAGUCGAAAAUUGACUUCCGAUAAUGCAGUCCUAUGGGGAAAAAGUGAGUGCAUUCCCUCGCUGCGCUCGAUUAUGAGAGCAAAUAUCCAGAAUAAUUUGUACAUACUAAGUAGCUUGGAACAUUUCUCAGUUAGGCGGAGGAAAUAAUUGGUCAGUUACGGUAUUUUUCAUUCCAAUUCUUCGCAUUAAAAACGGUGAUAAAACGGCUACUGUCGGACACGGCUAGCGCGAAACACAAUGUCGGCGCUUUUCAGUUUGCCUCCUGGAUGUACCAAGCGAACGAAGGAAUCUGGAAAACUAAGAGAGACUACAAGAACUAUGCAGUAACACUGGAUCAGUAACUCCCUGUGCAUGUAUGAUCAAAAUAAAUUAAACGUCACAUAAUAUAGUCCGAUUUUCAAUAAGUACCG
Molecule: messenger RNA, 2009 nt
Organism: Ixodes scapularis (black-legged tick)
Lineage: Eukaryota; Metazoa; Arthropoda; Arachnida; Ixodida; Ixodidae
Exons: 9
Coding region: 3-968 (321 amino acids)
Biological process (GO): regulation of transcription by RNA polymerase II
Cellular component (GO): transcription regulator complex; nucleus
Source: RefSeq, a predicted model, not a curated record